This is a messenger RNA of Puccinia triticina, 1308 nucleotides long. RefSeq lists its product as uncharacterized. The transcript has 2 exons. The coding region runs from base 1 to 1308 and encodes 435 amino acids. The record is from RefSeq and is a predicted model, not a curated record. NCBI's taxonomy places the organism in Eukaryota, Fungi, Basidiomycota, Pucciniomycetes, Pucciniales, Pucciniaceae.
AUGGAGCCGACCGAGCUGCAGUUGCGGGCCGGUUUUAGCUGGGAAACCGUCGAACGAGUCCAAAAGUCAAGGGAGAUUUUAAACGUGGUCGGUGUUUUGGAGGGUUUGACCGAUAAAUACAGCUUCGAGCCCGAACAUCUUACACCACGCAAGAAAGACCCAAAUCUAACUAUCGCGCGCAUGGCCGGGAAAGUCCAAACCUUCGAGAAACUGCAUUCGAUCUUUCUUCCUUCAAUCAGAGACCAGCUGACUUCUCUAGUGAAUUCGCUCGACCUGAUCGAUCCCAAGAAGAACCCACAAGUCGUCACUGAUCCAACUCUAGAGAUCUUAUCGAAUCUCGACAAGACAAUAGAGAGUACUGUAUCAGCCAUCGUCUCCCUCACUCUUGAAUCACAUCUACCGGACGAAAAGCAUGACUACGGCCUAGAAAAAUUGAAAGUCUUUCGAUGCUCUCAUCUACACGAGAAAACUCAGCUGGUGGUAGAAGGCUUUGUCUAUGAACAGUUAUUCCGGGAUGUAAUUACGAGCUUUAUCCAAUGGUGCGCUCUGGCAACUGUCAUGAACGAGGAUCAAGCGAUGUUAAAGGAGGGAUCUGAUUUGAGGCGAAGAAUCGAGAUCGCUGUAGCUUAUCCACAACGUAUACUCGAUGAAACGAUUAAUUGGUGCCGAAAAUCAGAUUGGGCUAUCGUCCAAGAAGGUUGGCUAGAAGCAUCCGAGUCAUGUGAUGAGGCCCUAGAGACAUUCAUCUGCCGAACUCGACCCACGAUCCAAUCCACCUCGGAAGCUGAUUCUACAAAUGAUAAUGACCAGAGAAACGACAACAGAGGGUUUAUAGUCGAAGUAGCGAAGUCUGCCAUACCGUUGAUCAAAUUGGCGAGAAUCCUGAUCAAGAAAACCUCAGGAAAGAUCUCGAAGAAACGACUAUUGGUAUUGGGUACUACACUAGAACUUAACUCGGAGACAAUGACACAGUUGUACCAAACCCCAGGGUCACAAUCAAUCUUCAGGCUCCAGGAUCUAGCCAACCUCAUAUACAUCUAUCAUCACACAACCAGAACAACCCCUGUCCCCCUUGAGAAGCGAACCCAAAUCCGACAAAUAGUCGAAAAAAUCCCAAGAGCAAUGGAAUCCACCUUGACUGUUCUGCAUUCUUGUCUGAUUCCCUUCCUGGCCCAAAUCGAAGAUCAAGAUUCACCCGAAACUCACUUGAAGUCUUUCCUUCCGAUCUUAAGACAAUCUUGGGAUACGGCUAGUGAUCAUUUGAUGGAUGUCAUCUUGUCCUUCGAAGUUGAGCAAAUGGCCAUUUGA